Messenger RNA from Nelumbo nucifera (sacred lotus), 582 nucleotides. Its product is annotated as small ribosomal subunit protein eS27y. Gene Ontology annotation, biological process: translation. Gene Ontology annotation, molecular function: structural constituent of ribosome. Lineage: Eukaryota; Viridiplantae; Streptophyta; Magnoliopsida; Proteales; Nelumbonaceae. Gene Ontology annotation, cellular component: ribosome. The record is from RefSeq and is a predicted model, not a curated record.
UUCCUUAUAAGUACCAUGUUUAUUUCGGUCUCUUCUCCCAUUUUGCUAGCUGCCACAGCUCGCGCAUUCGGAGGCUUAUCUAGGGUUUCGGGUUCUUCUAGGGUCUCCGCCAAAAUGGUUCUUCCGAACGAUAUUGAUUUGCUCAACCCUCCGGCCGAGCUUGAGAAGAGGAGGCACAAACUCAAGCGUCUUGUGCAAUCACCGAAUUCAUUCUUUAUGGACGUGAAGUGCCAAGGCUGUUUCAACAUAACUACUGUCUUCAGCCACUCGCAAACCGUUGUGGUGUGUGGGAACUGCCAGACGGUAUUAUGUCAGCCUACGGGAGGACGUGCUAGACUUACCGAGGGAUGCUCCUUCAGGAGGAAGGGGGACUGAGUGGUGAUCACUAAAUGUUGUUAGAAUUCGUAUUGGCUUAGUGUUGGAAAAUGAGGCGGUUUUGGUUUUGUUUCUAAGAUAUAAUUUUGUUAGGAGAACAUUUGUGACUGAGAUUACUACCGACUGAUAGUUUCUCUACUUUAUGAAAUUUGAUUUUAUUUGGAACUACUGUUAAUAUAUUUUUGUCAUUACUCCAUUCAUCUUUAA